GCAGAUAAACCCCGCCCUUCUCGUAACCACAGUGUCAUGCUCAUUGCGAUUCUCUUCGAGUAUUUACUUUUUUGCGUUACACUUUAUGCGUGACAAACAUGGCAGCCAAAGCAGGGAAGCAGAACCGCUCUCGAAAGACAGGAGCGGAUCAGGAUGAAGAGGAGCAUCCGCUGCAGGCUGUUCUCAUCGCGGACAGUUUUAACCGCCGAUUCUUUCCCAUCACCAAAGACCAGCCGCGGGCGCUUCUGCCGCUGGCUAAUGUCUCCAUGAUUGACUACACAUUGGAGUUUCUGACAUCUACUGGAGUCCAAGAGACAUUUGUCUUCUGUUGCUGGAUGUCCAACAAAAUCAAAGAACAUUUACAGAAGUCGAAAUGGUGUCGCCCCACAUCUCCAAACACAGUGCACAUCAUCACCUCUGACCUGUACCGGUCCCUCGGGGAUGUUUUGAGGGACGUGGAUGCCAAGGCGCUGGUCCGCUCAGACUUUCUGCUGGUGUAUGGGGACGUGGUGUCCAACAUUGAUGUUUCGCAGGCGUUACAAGACCACAGGCAGCGGCGCAAAAUGGAGAAGAACAUCUCUGUGAUGACCAUGAUCUUCAAAGAGUCCUCGCCCGGUCACAAGACUCGCUGUGAGGAAGAUGACAUCAUAGUAGCCAUGGACAGCAAGAGCAAGCGGGUUCUUCAUUAUCAGAGAGCUCAAAGCCUAAAGAAACUUCAGUUCCCUAUGAACAUUUUCCAUAGCGGGAGUGAUGAGUUUGAAAUUCGGUAUGAUCUUCUGGAUUGUCAUAUCAGCAUCUGUUCUCCACAGGUUGCUGAACUUUUCACCGACAACUUUGACUACCAGACGAGAAACGACUUUGUUCGUGGGAUUUUAGUCAAUGAGGAGAUCUUAGGAAACCAGAUUCACAUGCACGUCACUAAAGAUGGAUACGGGGCCCGGGUGUCAAAUCUUCUCAUGUACGACUCGGUCUCUUCCGACAUGAUCCGGCGCUGGAUCUAUCCCAUCACACCCGACGCCAACUUUGAGGACCAGGAAGGCCAGAGCUGUACUCACUCCAGACAUAACGUUUACAGAGAGCCGGGAGUCAGUCUGGGUCACGGCAGCCAGAUGGAGGAGAACGUGCUCAUCGGACGAAAUACAGUGAUCGGAGCAAACUGCACUAUAUCAAAUACUGUGAUUGGUGCAAACUGUGUCAUCGGGGACAAUGUGGUUCUGGACAGAGCUUAUAUAUGGAACAGAGUCCAUAUUGCCAAUGAUGUAAAAGUCCAGCAGUCGGUUAUCUGUGAUGGUGUGGAGGUGAAACAUGGAGUCACUCUCAAUGAGCAGUGUGUGCUCGCAUACAACGUGGUGGUGGGUCCUGACAUCACGCUUCCAGGUGGAACAGUUCUCUCCAUGCAUCAUCCAGACGAGGAAGAUGAAGAGGAUGAUGAUGAGUUCAUGAGCGAUGACAAUGAUAUUGGCUCCAGCAAAGACAAAAUCAAACAGAAAGUGUUUAACCCAGCAGAGGUGGGCUCAGAGGGUAGAGGAUACAGAUGGAAAACAAGCAGUGUCGAGGACAUGGAGGAAGAUGAACUCGUUGAAUGCAUUUGGGGCCUGGUGUUGAAUCCUGACCCUGAGAGUGACAGCGAGAGUGAGGUCAGUGAUGGGGCAGAUGACAUGCUUUACUCUGCAUCACCAGAACCAGAUGAUGUCAAAGUGUUUCAGAAUGAAGUUCAUGGUACGUUACAGAGGGGGCUGGAUGAAAACAUUGGCUGUGAUAAUUUGGUUCUUGAGAUUAACUCGCUCAAGUAUGCCUACAACAUUACUUUGAAGGAAGUCAUGCAGAUCUUGACCAGAGUGGUGCUUGAGUUUCCAUUUCAUCAGCAGGGAGCUCAUAUAACCACAGCACAAUACUCCUCACAUCUGCUGCCCCUGAUGAAGAAGUGGGCACCGGUUUUUAAGAACUACGUGAAGAGAGCUCAAGACCACAUGGACUGUUUGGCCUCCGUGGAGGAAGUCUUUCUGGAGCGGGACACUCAUUGGACAGCUUUGGUCAAAGUUCUGAUGAACAUGUACCAGCUGGAGAUCUUGGAGGAGGACGCCAUCAUGCGCUGGUUCUCUCAGGCCGCCACCACGGACAAGAGCCUACAACUCCGCAAGAAUCAAGGACUCCUGAAGUUCAUUCAGUGGCUGGAGGAGGCUGAAGAGUCUUCAGAGGGAGAUGAAUGAACAUCUAACCUUUUCCAAGGACCUACAGUGUGAUUUAAAAACCUAUCUGAUCAUUCAGACACCUUACAAACCUAAAACAACAUGCAUCAACACUUCUUUUUUAGGAUAAUUGCCCUUAAAAAUGACCACAAAUUCAAAGAAACUGCAGAAAAGUGGUCAUUCUUAUUUAAAAACAUUGUAAUGGCAUAGACUCAAAUAAAUUAUGAAUUUAUAAAC
Messenger RNA from Paramisgurnus dabryanus, 2426 nucleotides. RefSeq names its product translation initiation factor eIF2B subunit epsilon. The record is from RefSeq and is a predicted model, not a curated record. Gene Ontology annotation, biological process: biosynthetic process. Lineage: Eukaryota; Metazoa; Chordata; Actinopteri; Cypriniformes; Cobitidae. Gene Ontology annotation, molecular function: translation initiation factor binding; guanyl-nucleotide exchange factor activity; translation initiation factor activity. Gene Ontology annotation, cellular component: eukaryotic translation initiation factor 2B complex.